GGUUCCGAUCGAGUGCCCAACGAUGACGGUAACGAUAAUCGUCGAGUAGCUUGUCCCGCGAAACAAAUCGCGCAUUCUCCAUACGUUAUACAGCGAACGAGGCUAUCGUCGGGAGGCGCAUACACGAUCGGAGAGGAGAAACAAUCGUACGGAAGAGAGAAAAAAUAAACGGGGGGAAAAUUUUCCAAUUUCUGUGGAAAAUCCGUGGAUAUCGAAAGGACGGUGGAUUCGGUAUAUAAGUUCUUAUAAAUAGAAGCGAGAAAGGCGAGCACCGGAAAAGUUUUCCUGUCGCGCGAUGCCGCGACGGAACACGACAGCAUGUCAGCCUCUAAAACGAACAAAGAAAGAUUUAGCUUAGGAGAGAGGGAAAGAGCGACAGAGAAGGAGGAAGGGAAGAUAGAAAGGAGAGGAAGAAAGAAGGAAGGAGUAAUUCGAGAAAACUGGAGAGGGAGAGAGAAAGAGCGAACAUGGUGGACGAGCGCGGUAUCCACGCUCUUAGCGCGGAUCGGUUCACGAGGAAAGGGACGGGGAGAGCGGGUGAGAGGGCGAGCGCAAGCGCAAUGAGGCAUGGAGUUGCUCUCGACGCACGCCACAUUGAAAGCUUGCGACAUGCCGCAAAGCCGCUCAGUCGUGCGCCAGCUCUCAUGCGGGUGGUAUCGUUUUCUCGGUUUCUCAUCAUUCCUUGUGGUGUACCGUAACCGCGAGCACGAAAAAGCCCGCGUAGGCGUGGUGAACGCGUUGGCACAUACGAACCACGCGGUUUUAAGCGAAGAAGAAACAAUCGCGUUUCUCUGAAACGAUCGGACGUUAGGUGCUCGUCUUCGUCCUCGAAAAUUGGAAUAGUCGAGGGUCACGUUUUGAUACUUGGACCAGUGUCAGAUCUCGGCUCGUCCGCACAGGAAAAUUCCCGGCUCGCCAUACGAGCUCGUUCUCUCGUGGUAAAGUUUCGCAGCGAUACGUUUGCCUCUCUCUCUCUCUCUCUCUCUGUUUUUUUUCCGUGGACAACACCGUGACACCGAGUACGAGAGUACGCGAGUAAUUAUUAUUAUUAUCGAAAGAAAGUAACAACAAGGAUUAAAGGAAGAAGAAUUAUCGAUAUUAUUACGGACGAUCGGAUAUUUAGAAUCGGUAAAGAGUAAGAAAAAAAAAAAGAGAAAAAAGAAGAAGAAGGAGAAGGUGAUAGGACAGAAUUGCGGAAAGAUAUUACAGUAUUUGUGAUGUGCGAGUGAAGGCAAUGGAGUCACCAGUCAUGUACGAUUCAGCGGCCCAUCAGGCCCAGGCCCACGGUGCGGCCGAUCUUAAGAAGUCUCAGGUACUCAACAACAACAACAACAACAACAACAAUCACCAGAGCAACAACAACAACAACAACAACGCUGCGAAUAACAACAACUCGGCUCUUCAAGUGAAUCACAAUCACAGCCAGCAGCAAAGCGGUUCAGUGGUGAGCAAGGUCUCGGCGAGCAAGGCUAGCCUUCACCAACAGUACGCGGAACAUUGCGCCGCGGCGGGCGAGCUGACAGACCUGAACACACCCGAGAUAUCGUUAGAUCUGCAGCACCUGAUCGACGACAGCCACUUCAACGACGGCCUGUUGGACAUGCUGGGGGCGAACAACGGAGCCGUGAAACACGUGAGAACGCCGGGUUAUCCACGCACCACGCUCGCCUACAUGCCGCAACCCGUCCACAGCGGGGCGAGUUAUCACCAGGGCAGCAACAGUUGUAGCGACAGCAACAGCUCGAGCUCCGAGUCGCCCAGCAUCAAAGAAGAGCCACUGGACCCGGCGGAUUACCGCCGUCACUGCCCGCAAUAUCCGCCCGGUGGAUACAGUCCGGUGACGAACGGGCCGUUCGCGAACGGGGCGCCGACCUUCACCACUUUGACGCCGUCCACGGUGCCGGGCGGGCAUCCCGGUGCGCCGGUCCAUCAACCGCCGCCACGGGGCGGGCCGAUGAAACCGGUGAUGGCCCACCAGCACCACGCCAACACUGCCGCCGCCGUUGCCAGAAAGCAGACGAAGACGAUCGACAAGGCGAGCGACGAGUACAGGAGGCGUCGCGAGAGGAACAACAUAGCGGUGAGAAAGAGCCGCGAGAAGGCAAAGGUACGGUCGAGGGAGACCGAGGAGAAGGUGAAGCUGUUGGUGAAGGACAACGACCUGCUCAAGAAGAGGAUCGAACUGCUGACGGAGGAGCUGAACGUUCUCAGGUCUUUGUUCAGCAGCGUCGGAGUGGUGCCGGAACAAUUGCACCGAGAGAUCUCGAGGCAUCUCGACCAGUUCCAGCAACACGCGGUGGGGCCCAUGUAGCGCACGACGUCGUCAUCCUCGUCGAGAAUCGCGGUGCCAUCGCACCGCGUGUAUCGCGCCUUUCUCUCGUCCACAGGCGUCGACCUUCGUCCCUUCCCUUUCGAAUCGAUACCAUUGCGAAAGAGACGCGCCUCGAAACGACUUCCGCUUUCCGGAUGCUCCACGACCGACGCUCCCUCUCCAUCCUUUCGCGUCCGCGUCAUCCGGGUAAAAGUAAAGAAGAACGUCCUGGAUCGAGUAUCGCGGCCGUUACUGCGUCUUUUGUCCCGUUCCAUCACGUGGAGAACGCGAGGUGCACGUGCGUCUCCUCGAGAGAAACGACACGCGGAUCGCGGACAGAGGAAAAGACGCGGUGGGAAUGGAAAACGGAGAGGAAGACGGGUCCUCGGGAGGAGGAGGAGGAGGAGGAGGAGGAGGAGGGAAAGAAGAAGCGAGGAAUAAUAGGAGAAGGAGGAAGAGGCGUGACUCGUUUGAAGAAGAGACGCUCGUCGGUUUCGCCCGAGGAGAAGCUUUUCGGCAGCUGGAGCUUACGUCGAGCUAACCUCGCGUGUUAUGGAAGAAAAGUGCCUCUGCUCAUGGCGAACUUUUUUUUAUUUACACCAAGUGCAUCGGACACUUUCUCUGUUCGUCUGUUACACGACGCGUACAACGGAGAAGAAGAUAACGGAGAAAAACGGGGAGAAAAAAAAAAAAAAAAAGCCACGAGCAAUUUCGAGAUUUCCGCGCAGCCGCCAUGUUGCGACUCUCUUUUCUUUGACCCUUUGGAAUUUACGCGAGAGAUAAACGAAAAUUAACAUUAAAGAUGGACGAUCGACUCGUCCGAUCUUCUUUGUUUCUUUUUUUUCUUCUUCUUCUUUUUUUCGUGUCUAACUUUUAUUUUUUUUUUCUUUUUCUUUUUUCUUUUUUUCUCAAUGUACGUAAGACUGGGUGGUGGUCACCGCGUGUUUCGCGCGGGUUCGCCGCCUCAUUCGAUCGCGUAAUUCGCAACACGGAGAGACGCGUUGCGACUCUGAACAAAUCACGCAUCGAUGUGUACAAAAGCAUCAAUUACACUUACACACACACACACACAUACACACACACACAACGAUCACACACCUAAGAGAAUAUUUGUAAUCAACGCGCGUAUACGUAAAUUCGCUCGCAUAAAUUUUCGAUUCUCUUAAUGUUAUACAUUUUCGAUGCACUUUACUCCGAUCGCACAUACACACGUGCGAAGGAAAACACGCACACGUACACUCGUAGAACACACACACACGUGGCAGAGUACAUAUAUAUGUUUACAUAUUGUGACGAUGCGAUGGACGCGAUGUACACGUGCACCGCGUUACGUUCAGACUUAUAGAUGUAUAUAUAUAUAUAUAUCGACCGAUCAAAUUAGAUAAUCAUUCUCAUUACCAAGUACCUAAAAAAAAGGCAUCAUACCGAGAUACCGUAAUUUUUGCGAAACAGUAUCGAAAUGAAAAAUGACGACGUUUGACGCUACCUUCUUGACUCGCGCAUUGUACUCUUUCCCGGCAAGAGUGAUGCGAUGCCGACCAACCGAGGAAAGGAAACGCGAACAACACCCACAUAUGCCCACAGAAAAAAAAAAAAAAAGAAAGGAAAGCACACUCUUUAUCACACACGCCCUUGUAUUAUAGCUCUAUAUUUUAAUUUUAUUAUAUUCGAGAUGUAUGUACAUAAAAAAAAAAAGCUAAUAUAUUUUGUUAGAGAAACGAAACGAAGCGGACUCGUGUUUUUUGCGAGAGAGAGAGAGAGCGAGCGAGCGAAAGAGAGAGAGAAGAAGAGAGAAAGGAAAUGAACGAAAGCGAGAGAGAAAAAGGAUGAGAGCGAGAGAGAAGAUUAAAAAAAAAAAAAUACAUAAAAAAUUGUCGAAUGUGUGCGAGCAUGUGUUCAAUAAACCGAUCGUUGUAAUUAUUACGUACGUUUUAACGCGAACGACAAGUUAGGAAAUAUGCGGCGAGAAUGGAAGAGAGGAUAGAUAGAUAGAUAGAUAAAGUCGCCGACGUUACCUGGGACUCGGCCCACAACCGAAUCCCUUUCCACUUUGAGUUACCGUAAAAAAAAUCGCGUGAAGCGGGCUUCAUUCUUUUUUUUCUUUCUUUUUCUUUUUCUUUUUCUCUUUCUCUUUCUUUCUUUUUCUCUUUCUCGUCGUCUUCCUUGUCCCGUGAACAGGAACUUCUUCGCGCGCGCGCGAGAGAGAGAGAGAGACGACACUUGUUACCUUAUAUACGUACUCGUGCGACAAGUUCGAAUAUUUCUUUUUCCCUUCUUUUUCUUCUUCUUUUUCUUCUUUUAUCCUUUUUAUUUUAUUUUAUUUCUCUUCUCUAAGAAGUUUUUCGGGUCUCUCGGUGAUGCACGACUCAAGUAAAAAAAAAAAAAAAAUAAAUAAAUAAGUAAAAAAAAAUAAAAAAAAAAAAAAAGAAAAAAAAACGCGUGUACGCGUAUACACCACACACGCGUGAAACGUGUGUGUACGCAUGUCCGUGAAUAUCGCGCAUGCCCGCACACGCACAUACGUGUUCGUUCGUGUGCACGCGUUCCUUGGCGUAUGACUGAUGUAUGUUAGGUAUGAGAUUACCUGUCACGGUUGUCUUCUUGUCUAUGCACAAAUAUAUUUUGAUAUAAAAAAAAAAAAAAAAAAA
Molecule: messenger RNA, 4959 nt
Organism: Apis mellifera (honey bee)
Lineage: Eukaryota; Metazoa; Arthropoda; Insecta; Hymenoptera; Apidae
Product: CCAAT/enhancer-binding protein
Exons: 1
Coding region: 1235-2311 (358 amino acids)
Biological process (GO): regulation of transcription by RNA polymerase II; DNA-templated transcription
Molecular function (GO): RNA polymerase II cis-regulatory region sequence-specific DNA binding; DNA-binding transcription factor activity, RNA polymerase II-specific
Source: RefSeq, a predicted model, not a curated record